GCUGGUACCGUUUUCGGUGAGGAUGGGACUACUGGUGGUGGUGGUGCCAAUAUUCUGGACGUUGACCCUGCGUUGAUAUCCUAUUCACCAGCCGACUUCAAACAGUUCCCCUUUACCCUAGAACUCACUAACCCCACAACAAAGUCUUCGUAUACCAAUAUGUUGUCUGUUGGUAUCCGUGAAUCUAUCCGUAACGGCAAGUACGACGGUCAAUUGAUUGAAGAUCUCGGUAUCAAGACAGAUAUUGUUGUGCGUGCUCGUUGGUCCGAUCUGCAGCCCAACUCUACAACCAACACUCAGUACGAUCGUAUUGCUGACAACCUCUCUCGCAUUGGCAAGGCUAAUGGACAGGCCAACACCAUGUUUGUUGCCGAGCCUUUCUCUAUGGAUGCAAACUUGGGAGAUUUCAAGUUGGAUGCCGAGGUUUCUGGUAUUGAGGACAUCACCAUCACUUCUGAUGAUGGCAAGAAGGUCUUUGGUACCCAAAAGCUCACUCUUGAUCAUCACAACGUUACCAUCACAACACCACCUAUUUCUGAUGGAAUUGGCACACAGCGUAUUACUAUUAUUGGUUCUACUAAAGGCAAGCAGAUUAUCAAGACUUACCGUACUGUUCGCGUUGUGCCCACUGAUGAGCAGCGCGUCCAUAUUGCUACCACUCCUUUUACCUUUAAUGGAAAGUCUACUUCCGUCGGUCUGUUCAAUAGUGCUGAAACUGCACCCGUGGAUGGAUGGAGCUUGCACAAUGGAAAAUGGAUGGUUGGCAAUGGUACUUUGUAUAACAACAAUGUUGUCACUUCGUUGGAAGUUUUCAUGACUGCCCCAGUGGGUACUCAUGUAAACUUCAAUCUUGAUGUCAACUUGGACUGUGAGACAGAGUUUGAUUACCUCGGUCUACUUACCAAGUCGGACAACAAGGAAACCCCAAUUCUUACUACGGUCUCACGACUUGUCGCUGGACGUAUUAUUCCUGGUGUCAGUGGAAGAAACACUGUGGUCAAGGGAGCUUACCCCUUCACUACCACCACUGAAAACUUUUCAGUGAUUCUUCGUUUCACAUCUGAUGUGAUUAGUGGAUUCAAGGGUGCUACUAUCAACUCGUUCACGGCCAGUGCUGCAACUGCUCCAGCACCACCUAGCAGCGUAUCCAAGGGACAUCGCAAGCCCAUAAUCUUCUGAUUUUCUAGAUACAGCUAGUUUCUCAGUUGCCACAUUAACAUUUACAAGUAAUUGUUUCCAAAACAUUUGCUUGUUGUUCAUUAUGUUACACUUGAUCAAAUAAAGGUUUAGAUGUUGUUUU
This is a messenger RNA of Batrachochytrium dendrobatidis JAM81, 1300 nucleotides long. RefSeq lists its product as uncharacterized. The record is from RefSeq and is a predicted model, not a curated record. NCBI's taxonomy places the organism in Eukaryota, Fungi, Chytridiomycota, Chytridiomycetes, Rhizophydiales. The coding region runs from base 160 to 1179 and encodes 339 amino acids. The transcript has a single exon.